AUGUUGAUUCAAGUGAAGAAUCGUUCCCCAGUCGAUGGUGGGUUUUCCAGGGCAGCGACGGAGAAACUAUGCCCCUGGUUUGUGUUCGGAAAGAACAGUGAUGGGAACUCGUCAGCGGGGAAAUCUACCGGUGAAAUUGGUGGGGAUCCGAAACCGCUGAGCUCCACGGAUGUCCGUGAUACCAUUCGCAUCUACAUGAAUGUGCGCGGUAGAACGCGUGACGGCAAGUUCAUCUAUGCCACGACAAUGAAAGACAAUCUUAAGCCCAAGAAGAAAGGCAACGCCUCUGAGGUGAAGGAGGAGAGUCAGACGAUCGGGAGUCAGGCGAAGAAGCGGGCGAAGAUCGAGAGCAAUCCUGGCGUCUCAAGUGUGUCGAGUGUCUCGGAGGAGGAUCCUGUUUUCACGAUCUGCCUCCGUUUACUCAACAGGGUCACCUACCCGUUCCUGAGCGAGGACGUGGCUUCCAUUCUAUCAAACAUGGUGGAGUCUCAGUAUGACCCGCUGGGGCUUGUGGAGGGCGACCUGGACUAUCGCGAUGAAGAUGAAAAACGAAACAAGAACGUUAGUUCGUAUGCAAAGUUGUCGCUUACCGCGACGCGCGACAAGUUGUUGCAGAACGCCCGUAAAGCACUAGCGUACGCGCCGGGUGACAAGGAAGAAGAGUGA
Messenger RNA from Phytophthora sojae, 666 nucleotides. RefSeq lists its product as hypothetical. Lineage: Eukaryota; Oomycota; Peronosporomycetes; Peronosporales; Peronosporaceae. Bases 1 to 666 code for a protein of 221 amino acids. The transcript has a single exon. The record is from RefSeq and is a predicted model, not a curated record.